AUGGCCGGAGCAAUAAAGAAAGCCUACGACAAAGCAUAUGACAUCGCCUCUGAAUUCACGAGAGACCAUCCCGUCCUUGCCGCAGCGAUACUUACCCUUGUGGCUAUUGGGAUCCUUGUCUAUCUUGCACCAUGGGUCAUCGAGGCCUUGGGGUUUGGAGAGCUCGGACCUAUUGAAGGUUCAUUUGCGGCUUUUUGGCAAUCAACAUUCCCCGACGUCGAGGCUGGAUCGUGGUUUGCGUGGUUCCAGAGGCUCGGAAUGAAAUGGGGGAAGCAAGCGUAG
Molecule: messenger RNA, 282 nt
Organism: Cladophialophora bantiana CBS 173.52
Lineage: Eukaryota; Fungi; Ascomycota; Eurotiomycetes; Chaetothyriales; Herpotrichiellaceae
Exons: 2
Coding region: 1-282 (93 amino acids)
Cellular component (GO): membrane
Source: RefSeq, a predicted model, not a curated record